AUGGAGUUUCUCGGGCCGCGACAGUUCUACAAGGCGAUGCUGGGCACUCGCCCCGCGCUCUACCCGCCCAAGUGGGGCAAGUGGGGCGAGCGGGGGAGGUCGGGCAAGAGGGUGCGCGUGCAGCAAGACGAGACGAGCUCGGACACCGAGGACGGCUCGGACGACCCCGCCGCGGCGGUGGACCUGGAGGAGGCCCGCAGGCAGCGCCGCCGGGAGCAGGCCGUGUGGCAGGCCAUCCGGCACCUGCUGUCCGGGCAGCCGCGCGGCCUGCCGCUCGGAGAGCUGCCCGGCCUGCUGGAGUCGGUGAACGUCCAGAACUUCUCGCCCGAGAGGUGCGGCUACUCGAGCCUGGAGCGGUUCGCCCGCGGCCUGCCGCGUGACGUCCUCCGCUACCACGCCAAGGAGCAGGUGAUCUGCCUGCCGAGAUGA
Molecule: messenger RNA, 429 nt
Organism: Prorocentrum cordatum
Lineage: Eukaryota; Dinophyceae; Prorocentrales; Prorocentraceae
Source: the annotation of a GenBank genome assembly